AUGGCUUUGGUGCUGUCCCUGAUCCGCAGGGUGCUGCAUGACGCUCCUGCCCGACUGCUAGGCAGGCGUUUUGUCUUUUCCUUUGCUGCCGUCGCAGCCAUCGCAUACAAAUUCUUCCACAUAUACUCCCACGUCAACGCUAUUCCGCCACAAGAUCUCCAGCGCUGGGGCUGUUCAUUCUUUUUUCAAGACACCGUUUUCUUGAUCCUAUUGCGACUCCUCAUCGACGGACGAGCUCUCGCCUGCGUGGCCGCCUACUUUCUCGCUUUUCUUUCCAUUUUCCUUUCUUUCCUCAGCGUCACUUUCUUCGUCGCUACCGGAUCCGAGCUACAAUGGCGAAACCUUGCACUAGCAGGUGAUUCCUCCUCGUGGAGCUUGGCCGCCCAAGCACUAUUUGCUGGCGCCCUGGUGAUGGUGGGGUUUCUCAUAGUAGCUGCGGCGACUCAGACGGCUUUCUACAACAUGGCAAGCAUUUCAUGGAGACUUGUUAGCUGGCCGUUCACUGCCAUCAUCAAUCGUAUCAGAGAAGCUCGGGGCCGAGUCACGACCGAGUACAUGCAUAUUCCCCAGAAAGACCUUGAAGACUCCUCACUAGAGUCCGCGGCCUGGAAAGAAGAUGUCGGCGAAAGGACGUCUCCAACUAAAGUUGCGACGACGUAUAAAACAAGCCAAGCGUUGACGAUCUUGGUUGGCGCCAGUCUAUUUCUGCAGCUGGCAACCACCAUCUUUCGACCAGAAGACGCUUCCCUCAGCUUUCUGUCGAGCACAAUUCUUCUGGCGCCUAUAAUAGAAGUCGCACUUUCCUCCAAACCGACGCUUGCAGCCCUGCUCUCCACACCAGGCAGCAUCCACGAAGUUUUAGCAAACGCAACAGCAUUGGCCGAUCCGAUUGAGCUUCCCUGGCUGCCAAAAGGACAAUCGCUUGAUGGCUUCCAAGACUGGUAUGUCGGGGGUAGAGAGCACUACUCUGCAGCUGCAGAUCCGCUCAAGGUAUCUAAUCUUGACGAUCCACUUCUGCCUGAGCUUCGUGGCGCUCUCUCUGACGUGUCCAUCCGCAACAUCGUGCUCAUUAAGCUCGAAAGCACGCGAAAGGACGUUUUUCCUGUCAAAAACAACGGCACUGCAUACAGAAAGCUCGCCAGUACCCACGAGAACAAGACUCUCCCUCAUUCAGCCCACAAAUUUCUGUCCAGCCUCACACCAACGGCCAAGUUCCUCACGGGAGACUAUGAAGAUGGCUUCGAUUCGACAGGGGCGAAGCCCCAACGUGGAGGCAUAAACUUCAACAACGCUUUCACCACGAGCACAUACACACUAAAGAGCCUUACUGGGACCCUUUGUGGUAUUAGUCCCUUGGCGGUCGACUUCAACCAGGAGUAUUACUACGAUAUUUAUCAGCCAUGUUUGCCACACAUCUUGGAUGCUUUCAAUAACAUCAGUCACACCUCAGCUGCCACACGAGACGAAGGUGGAUUCACCUCUAUGCCUUGGGCCUCACAGUUCAUGAUGUCAGUCACGUCAUACUUUGACAAGCAAGACAAGCUCAUGCCUAAGCUCGGCUUCGCAAACGGCAGCGUUAUUGACUGGUGGUUCCUCAAGGACACACCAAAGUACGGCCCCGUCAACAUGACCGAUGUGAAUUACUAUGGUAUGCCGGAGCCUGCCAUCGAGGACUAUAUCCGAAAUGCUUUCAAGGAAGGCAAAGAAAAGAACGAGAGAGUCUUUUUGUCGCAUCUCACGAGCACGACGCACCAUGGCUUCGGCAUUCCUGACGACGAAAAGAACUAUGUUCCGUUGACUGAGGAUGAUGAUUGGAAAGAUCUAUCCCAUUAUAUGAAUGCAGUUGGCUACGUCGACGGUUGGUUGCAAAAGGUUUUAGACAUUCUCGACGAAACGGGUGUGGCUAACGAAACCCUCGUCGUGCUUGUUGGCGAUCAUGGUCUCUCCAUCGCAGAGCGCGGCACUACUACACCCUAUGGCAACCCGCACGUUGCAAAUUACCAUGUGCCUUUGGUCAUCUCCCAUCCAAGCCUGCCCCCCAUUACUGUCGAUGAUGCCGUUCAAUCGAUUCAGAUUUUGCCCACAAUCUUGGACAUGCUGAUUGAAACUGGCUCGCUCUCUCAAUCCGAGAGCGGAGCCGCGCGCGACUUGUUGCGUAAUUAUGAGGGUCAGUCGCUUCUGCGCCCGCAACGGAAGUUUUCUAGUAUCACCGGCCAGGGCUCCUGGCAGUUUACUGUGAUGAAUCCGGGUGGCUCUACAAUCGCAGUCCGCGAUGCUCGUCGGCCCAGCUGGCGCCUAAUUGUACCCAUCAUGUCCAACUACGAAUGGCGCUUCACAGACCUGGAUGAAGACCCGCUCGAAGAAAAGCCCAUAUUGUCGUUCGAUUUAAAAUCAUUGACAAAGAUCUUGGGUGGCGAGAAUGGGACUGAUACGUCCAAGUGGGUAGAAGAAGCAGCCGUUGUGUCGCUAUGGUGGUCAGCUGAAAACUACAAGCGCUGGCGUUAUAAUGUUUGA
This is a messenger RNA of Akanthomyces muscarius, 2514 nucleotides long. RefSeq lists its product as uncharacterized. The coding region runs from base 1 to 2514 and encodes 837 amino acids. The transcript has a single exon. Lineage: Eukaryota; Fungi; Ascomycota; Sordariomycetes; Hypocreales; Cordycipitaceae. The record is from RefSeq and is a predicted model, not a curated record.